Drosophila novamexicana is the source of this 769-nucleotide messenger RNA. Its product is annotated as tetratricopeptide repeat protein 12. The record is from RefSeq and is a predicted model, not a curated record. The transcript is spliced from 3 exons. NCBI's taxonomy places the organism in Eukaryota, Metazoa, Arthropoda, Insecta, Diptera, Drosophilidae. Bases 72 to 728 code for a protein of 218 amino acids. Gene Ontology annotation, molecular function: protein binding.
AAAAUUACAGCCGGCAAACGCUUGACGAAACGAAAUAUUUUAUUCCUUAUACAUUAUAUAGCAUAGCCGAAAUGGAAGAGCAACACAAUGAUGAUUUUGCCGAUUUUGAGUCGACUCUGAAAAAAAUCGACAACAUAUUAAAAGGUGAACCCGAGACCGAUGCCAAUGAGGAGCCAAAAGCGAAAACUGCUGAGGACUUUGAAAACAUCGACGUGGACAAAGUGCGUUUGACUGUGCGUGAGGAUCGCACUGUAAUCAAUAAGCGCGAGGAGCAGGCCAGGGCACAGACUACGGACCAGCAGAGCUUUAUGAAGGAGGUCGAACGGGAUGCCAAUGAACGUGCACAGGCGCGUGCCAAACGUGAAUAUGAAGCGGAACUGCAGCGCAGUCAAGGAAACGAGGCAUUUCGCAAAGGCAACUAUGAGAAGGCUAUUCUACACUACAACAAGGCAAUAGAGCGCGUUAAGAAUAGCGCCAUCACCUACAAUAAUCGCGCAUUAUGCUAUAUCAGGCUGCGCAACUACAAGCGUGCAAUUGACGACUGCCAGUAUGUAUUGGACAAGUUGCAGGAGACAAAUCUGCGCGCCUGGCUGUACAAAGCCACUGCCUAUAAGCACCAAAAUGAUGCCGAAAACUUUGAGGAGAGUGUUGCCCAAGCGCGCCUCCAUAAUCCACAGCAGCUGGCCUAUAUUGAGAAAUUCAUCGGUCAGAUUAGCGAGCAAAUGUAAAGCAUAUAUGUAUAGUUGAAUGUAAUGUACUUACUCAGCAU